Molecule: messenger RNA, 2265 nt
Organism: Musa acuminata AAA Group (dessert banana)
Lineage: Eukaryota; Viridiplantae; Streptophyta; Magnoliopsida; Zingiberales; Musaceae
Exons: 3
Coding region: 1-2265 (754 amino acids)
Biological process (GO): DNA integration
Molecular function (GO): nucleic acid binding; RNA-DNA hybrid ribonuclease activity
Source: RefSeq, a predicted model, not a curated record
AUGAUCGUGAAAAGCCGAACAGCCGAGACUCAUCCUUCCGACUUGGCUGAAACAUUCAACACCCUGCGAAGGUUCGGCCUGCGCCUCAACCCUGCUAAGUGCGCCUUCGGCGUGACCUCGGGAAAAUUCCUCGGAUUCAUCAUACACGAGAGAGGGAUUGACGCCAACUCGGAAAAGGUCCAGGCUAUCAUUGACAUGCAGCCCCCACGGACGAUCAGAGACCUACAACGCCUUAACGGGAGGUUAGUCGCCCUAUCACGCUUCCUUUCCCGAUCGGGAGACCGCUGCCUCCCCUUCUUCAAGGCCUUGAAGGAUCCAAAAAACUUCCAAUGGAUGGCGGAAUGUGAAAGGGCCCUCGAGCAGAUGAAGCAACACCUGGCCAACCUCCCCCGACUCGUGUUAGUCUCCCCGGGGGAGAAAUUAAGCCUCUACCUCGCCGCCUCUCAGCACGCGGUCAGCUCGGUUCUGGUCAGGGAAAACUUCGGCGACCAACUGCCGGUCUACUAUGUCUGCCACAUGCUAAGCAGACCAGAGGGACGCUACCCGCCAAUCGAAAAGCUGGCACUGGCGCUCGUCCUGUCAGUGCGAAAGCUCCGCCCUUAUUUCCAGGCCCACCCGAUAGAGGUAAUAACCGACCGACCGCUUCGGCUUGUUUUGUCUAAAUUCGACGUUGCAGGGCGUCUCCUCAAAUGGGCAGUGGAGCUAGGCGAACAUGAUAUACGGUACAUACCUCGGACCGCCAUUAAAGCCCAGUCCGUAGCAGACUUUAUCGCGGAGCUAACCCCGAGCACGGGCGAAGAACUCGAGCCACCGCGUGAGACGUGGACCCUCCACGUAGACGGGUCGGCCAACACGAAGGGCGCCGGCGCAGGGCUGGUGCUAGUGACACCUGACGGCCGCUCGAUUGAGCGUUCCUUCCGCUUCGGAUUCAGGGCCACCAAUAACGAAGCAGAAUACGAAGCCCUCUUGGCGGGACUACAAUUGGCGCUGGAAAUGCGCGUGACCGACAUACGCGUCGUCACCGACUCACAGCUGGUGGCUAGGCAGCUUGACGGCGGAUACGAAGCCCGAGACCCCACAAUGGCGAAAUAUCUGGCACGGGUAAGAAACCUUGCCACCAAGUUCGCCCAUUUUGAAUUGUUGAAUGUUCCCAGGAGCGAAAACCAGCGAGCCGACACUCUGGCAAAACUGGCAUCCGGUUCGACCCCCCGUGCUCGGCCCGGGACCGAAGAGCUCCCUCACCGAGCCAUAGAGAUCGUCACUAUGGUCACGGACGGCGGGCCGACCACUUGGGUACAGGAGAUGCUACGCUUCAAGCGGGACGGGACCCUACCCAAUGAUGAAACAGCGGCUCGACGCUUGCGUCGGACGCAGGCAUGGUACUAUGAAGAAGGAGGACGGCUAUACAAGCGGUCCUUCUCGCGCCCCUUGUUACGCUGCCUAGAGCCAAACGAAGCUCGGACAGUUCUGUCCGACAUGCAUAAAGGGGCCUGCGGGGAACACAUAGGCGAACGAGCCCUGGCGCACAAGAUGCUCCGACAGGGAUACUACUGGCCGACCAUGCGCCAGGACGCGAAAGCUUUCGUUCGGCGAUGCCGCUCAUGCCAGGAGCACGCCCGCACCGCCCAACGGCCGGCGGUCCUGUGGAUCGAAGCCGAGCCCCUAGCCACCAUUACGGAGUCACAAGUAGAAAGGUUCGUGUGGAGAAACCUCAUAACUCGGUUUGGCUUGCCCCAGUCCAUCGUCACCGACAAUGGACCUCAAUUCGCCGGCAGGAGGUUCCAAGAGUUUUGCGCCGAGCACAAAAUUCAGCUAAGAUUCAGCUCGGUGGCUUACCCCCAGGCGAACGGGCUAGCUGAAGUAACCAACCGGUCUAUCGUCGACGGUCUCAAGAAGAGGGUGUCCGCUGCCCGAUCAGCUUGGAUCGACGAACUCCCGAGCGUCCUGUGGGCACUGCGCACUACCCCCAAGACCCCGACCGGGGAGUCUCCCUACAGCCUCACGUUCGGGACCGAGGCCGUAUUACCAUCCGAAGUAGUCGUCCCAACUCCGCGGACAGCAGGCUACAGCGAAGAGGCCUCGGGUGAAGGACUCCGAUCCAACCUAGAUCUGCUCGAGGAAAGACGGGCCAGCGCACACCAGAAAGCUCUUUCUUACAAAAGAGCCGUAGCAAGGGUCUACAACCGGAGGGUGCGACCCCGGUCGAUAACGAUUGAGGACCUGGUCCUGCGCAAAAUCGAGAACCUUAGAAAAUACUUCAUCUGA